AUGGAUUCCUUCCACGAUCGAACAACCUCAAUUGAUCGUGCUUCUGUUGAAUCAAUUCUAACAGGGGCCGAUCAACCUACUGAUGUACCAAGUCCCCAUAUUGGUACUUCGCCCAAUAGAGUAAACUUCUCUACAAACCAACCACCUCGACCCAUCGUACGGCCAGAUCGUGCACUAUCUUAUACUUCAAGAAGACCAAAUCGACUUUCGCUAACUUUCCCCGUUGCUCCAAGCAAUGGCCUCGAAUCAGUCAGAGCUACUCCAACUUCAUCGAAUGCUCCAUCUAUUCCCGGCACACCUGCAGAUCCCAACGUUAUCCUAUCGCCAAAUGAUUCAAACGGUUUUCUAGUCGCCCUAGCUAGUCAGGAAAGGAGGGUUCUUGAACUUAAGGAGGAGCUCGAAAAAGCCGAAACCGAACUCAAGCAGUUGAAAAAACAAUGGGCGAAUCAUGAAGCAACAAAGAAGAGAGCAGAAAUUCGCCAUGUCGAAAAGCUUCAACCUGUGCAAACGGAGCGCGGGUCUGCUGAUGAGACCAUACUUACGACCCCCAAACAAAGUAUAGAUAUGGAUCGAAAGAAAGCUUUUCUUGCCAAUCUUCCUCACCUACCAAAAGAUCAGAAGAAUCCACGAAGGAAAAUCAUCACUGGUGGUCACACUCGCACACUUUCGCUCCUUUCCCCGGAAAGAACGACGCACGACUCUACACUCCCAGAAUCGAACGAAACAACCUCAGUCGACCUCCCAAGAAGCACAACUAUGCCGGAUACAAGCAUUGGCAUCUCUAGAGUCAACACAAAUCGAGCAAAUAGACAUUCAUACCAAGGAGGACUAGGGGUGACACAUGGAGUGAAACAGAUUACAGAAGAUGUUAAAGCUGGACUAUGGACUUUUCUCGAGGACCUUCGUCAAGCUACAGUAGGAGAUGAAGCGGUCAAUGGCACAGCGAACAAACGAUCAAGCUUGGACGCAACACAACGCGGACUAAAUAAGCGAAUUAGUAAGGGUAGUUUGCGAGGACGACGAGGAAAAUCACCAAGACCAGACCCGUCAUCACAAAGAACAUGGGAUUCCUUAACUGGUGACAAUCCCGCUCUACUAGACUUGGGAGGCGCACUAUGGCAAGACCCCGAUACUCUUGCGGCACCCAUAAAACCCACAAACGUUCAAAAGAAACGCGCAAGACCAAUUUCUUUCCCUACUGCUACCAUCGACGAUGACGAUUGGUCAAAUUGGGAUUCUCCAGCUCCUAAAUCGCCCAUGAGAUGGAGCGGCAGUUCCACGCUAUCCGGUCCAGUGACUCCUGGAAAUGCAAGCGUUGAAGAUGAAGUAAACAUUAUGGACUCGAACAACCCGCCAGACUCGCCCUCAAGAAGGGAUGAAAUCCCAUGGCCUGCUCUCGACCAAUUGAAACCGGGUAAUCUUAAGAAAACUGUAUCUACAAUCAUGAAUCAAUGGGAGAAAAGUCUUACUCCACCUCCCGAAGAAGCAACGUCUGAAGACUUUCUUACCGGUUCUCCUCGUGUUCAAGGGGGACGAGAACGAGUCGGAACCAAUUUUGCCAAGACAAAUUCUUAA
Molecule: messenger RNA, 1575 nt
Organism: Botrytis fragariae
Lineage: Eukaryota; Fungi; Ascomycota; Leotiomycetes; Helotiales; Sclerotiniaceae
Exons: 2
Coding region: 1-1575 (524 amino acids)
Source: RefSeq, a predicted model, not a curated record